AUGUCCAGUAUGAGAGCCAAGGGAGAGAUCGCGAUGCGCGAUCUAAUUGUCGAACUCCAGAACGCCAACUCUCCCUACACCGUCAAGCGCUUUAUCAGCAGUGGAAGCUAUGGGGCCGUUUGCGCGGGUACGGAUAGCGAGGGCCGGCCAGUGGCCAUCAAGCGCGUUUUUGAUACCGUGUCGGAAGGUCAUAACGUGAACAUAUUGUCCGACUCUUUUCUAUGCAAACGGGUUCUUCGCGAGAUUCGUCUGUUGAACCAUUUCCACCACCCGAAUAUUCUGGGCCUACGGGACAUUUUUGUCGACCUGAAGGGUACCAACCAACACAAGCUCUAUCUCGUGACCGAGUUGAUGCACAGCGACCUCGCGCAGGUGAUUCACGACAUGCGUAUUCAAAUCUCCCCGCAGCACAUCCAAUUUUUUAUGUACCACAUCCUUUUGGGCCUGCACGUUCUCCACGAGGCCGGUGUGGUGCACCGUGAUUUGCAUCCCGGGAAUAUUCUGCUUUCCGAGAACAACGACAUCACCAUCUGCGAUUUCAACCUCGCCCGGGAGGAUACGGCGGAUACCAACAAAACGCACUACGUCACCCACCGCUGGUACCGCGCGCCGGAGCUGGUGAUGCAGUUUAAGGGCUUCACCAAGUCGGUGGAUUUGUGGUCCGCCGGCUGCGUGAUGGCGGAGCUUUUCAACCGCAAGGCCCUAUUUCGCGGCUCCACCUUCUACAACCAACUCAACAAGAUCGUGGAGGUUGUCGGGACCCCGAAUAUGGAGGAGGUGGUGUCUUUUUCGUCACCUUCGGCAAGGGAGUACCUGCAUAACUCGCUUUCGAACCUGCACCCACGGGCAUGGCAUGAGAUCAUCCCAACCGCCUGCCCCAUGGCGCUUGAUCUGAUCGCGAAGAUGCUCGAGUUCAAUCCGAACAAGCGAAUCAACGCGGAGCAGGCCUUACAGCAUCCGUAUUUUAUCCCUCUUUAUGAUCCGCUUGACCCUCGCGAAGGCCUUAGCCCGCAUUUUCAUUUUGACGAAAGCAUCGAGGACGUCAGCGAGAUGCAUGCGAUCUUUUUGGAGGAGCUCGAGCGGUUUAAUGCGCUGCGGGGAAAACGAAAUUUGGCGACCCGGGAGCGCGCCGCCGGGCAGGCCGAAAACGCCAUCAGCGCCGACCACGUCCCGCGCACGCACAGCCUGAUGGAGGUAAUGGGGAAUGUCAACCGAUAA
This is a messenger RNA of Phytomonas sp. Hart1, 1218 nucleotides long. The record is from the annotation of a GenBank genome assembly. Lineage: Eukaryota; Euglenozoa; Kinetoplastea; Trypanosomatida; Trypanosomatidae.